Molecule: messenger RNA, 819 nt
Organism: Lactuca saligna
Lineage: Eukaryota; Viridiplantae; Streptophyta; Magnoliopsida; Asterales; Asteraceae
Source: the annotation of a GenBank genome assembly
AUGUCGAUGUCUAAGGGUUCCAAGAUGCUCCAGUUCAUCAAUUACCGUAUGCGAAUCACGAUCCAAGACGGGCGCCAGCUAGUCGGCAAGUUCAUGGCCUUCGACCGCCACAUGAACCUUGUAAUCGGAGACUGUGAAGAGUUCCGUAAGCUUCCUCCGGCGAAAGGUGCGAAGAAGAACGAAGAACGCGAGGACCGCCGCACUCUUGGCCUUGUUCUUUUGAGAGGGGAAGAGGUAAUAUCUAUGACCGUUGAAGGCCCUCCGCCGCCUGAUGAAAAUCGCGCUAAAGCCGUCGGAGCUGCAGCGUUGGCCGGCCCUGGUCUCGGUCGUGCUGCUGGCCGUGGAAUCCCUACUGCUCCUUUGAUUCAAGCUCAACCGGGUUUAGCUGGACCGGUUCGGGGGAUUGGUGGGCCGGCUCCUGGUAUGAUGCAGCCGCAGAUUUCUCGACCGCCUGUUCCGAAUAUGUCUGCUCCGCCUAUGAAUUACCCGCAGGCUCCGGUGAUCCGACCUGGACAAAUGCCAUACCCUGGACAGGGUCCUCCUCCUCAGAUGCCUCGUGGACCACCUCCACAGAUGCCACCCCAGUUUGCUCAACGGCCGCCUGGUCAGUAUCCACCUCCGCCAGGGCAAUAUGGACAAAGACCUAUGGCUCCACCGCCUCAGAUGAUGAGGGGUCCGCCACCACCAGGGGGAGCGCCACGACCUGGUAUGCCUGGUCCGCCUCCUCCUGCUCGACCUGGAAUGCAGAUGCCAGGUUUUGGACCUCCUCGUCCUGGGAUGCCGCCUCCACCAAGCAACCAGCAACAACAACAGCAGUAG